CCUAAGCCCCAAAAUCUUCCAUAGUUGCCGAUCAGACCAGCCAUGGCUCAAGAGCAGCUCGUCCUUGGCGGCACCCUGCGCGGCCACACCGACUGGAUCACCGCAAUCGCCAUUCCCAUCGACAAUGCCGACAUGAUCGUCACGUCCUCCCGUGACAGAUCCCUCAUCGUCUGGUCUCUCACCAAAGAGGACAGAGACUACGGCGUCCCCCGCCGCCGCCUCGCCGGCCACAAACAUUUUGUGCAGGACGUAGUCCUCUCGUCCGACAGCCAAUUCGCGCUCUCCGCCUCCUGGGACGGCGAGCUCCGCCUCUGGGACUUGCAAACCGGAAACACCUGUCGCCGGUUCGUCGGCCAUACCAGAGACGUUCUCUCCGUCGCCUUUUCUGCCGACAAUCGUCAGAUUGUGUCGGCGUCUCGGGACAAGACAAUCAAGCUCUGGAACACGCUCGGUGAAUGCAAAUACACCAUUCAGGACGUGGGUGCGCACACCGAUUGGGUUUCCUGCGUCAGAUUUGCUCCGCAUGCGCAAGAACCGACGAUUAUUUCCGGCUCAUGGGAUAGAACUGUGAAGAUUUGGCAUUUGGCCACCUGUACGGUGCGGUCGACUCUAUCCGGCCACAGUGCCUAUGUGAACACGGUGGCUGUUUCUCGGGACGGCUCGUUGUGCGCUAGUGGCGGGAAAGAUGGGAUGAUACUGCUCUGGGAUUUGGCUGAGGAUAAGAAGCUCUAUUCUCUGGAUGCUGGAUCCAUCAUCCACGCCCUCUGCUUCAGCCCUAAUAGGUAUUGGCUGUCCGCCGCCACUGAAUCCGGAAUUAAGAUUUGGGAUUUGGAAAGCAAGAGCUUGGUGGUGGAUCUGAAUGUUGAUUUGAAGCAGGAGUGUGAAAUGGACGCCGAAGAGGCCGUCCAGACAUCUGCAGUGAAGAUCAAGGUGAUAUACUGCACUUGUCUCAAUUGGAGUGCCGAUGGAAGCACCCUGUUCAGUGGUUACACAGACGGUGUUGUCCGAGUUUGGACCAUUGGCCGAUACUAAAAUGGCGUGACACUGGUUUCAAAUAAUCUCCUAUUAGGUUUAGGAGCAAUUUUGUAGUUUUUAGUUCGAAUGCUGAAAAGUUUUGAUUAAUUUAUAGUUUUGGCUUUUUGUGUUAAUAAAUUCUUUUGA
Messenger RNA from Andrographis paniculata, 1161 nucleotides. Its product is annotated as guanine nucleotide-binding protein subunit beta-like protein. Gene Ontology annotation, cellular component: nucleus; cytosol. The transcript has 3 exons. The coding region runs from base 43 to 1032 and encodes 329 amino acids. NCBI's taxonomy places the organism in Eukaryota, Viridiplantae, Streptophyta, Magnoliopsida, Lamiales, Acanthaceae. Gene Ontology annotation, molecular function: protein kinase C binding; translation regulator activity; ribosome binding. Gene Ontology annotation, biological process: positive regulation of protein phosphorylation; rescue of stalled cytosolic ribosome. The record is from RefSeq and is a predicted model, not a curated record.